Messenger RNA from Cajanus cajan (pigeon pea), 1770 nucleotides. RefSeq names its product arabinosyltransferase RRA3. The record is from RefSeq and is a predicted model, not a curated record. Gene Ontology annotation, biological process: root hair cell development. NCBI's taxonomy places the organism in Eukaryota, Viridiplantae, Streptophyta, Magnoliopsida, Fabales, Fabaceae. Gene Ontology annotation, molecular function: glycosyltransferase activity.
UUUAUGUUUGUACUAAUUUUAAUCGGAAAAUAUUAGUCAACUGUUGAUUCCAGCUCUUGAUAUAAGAAGAAUCUGAAAAGGUUGUAUCCCAACAAGAAUCUCAUCUCAAGGUACAAUGAUAGGACGCAGAGACAGAGACGGACCCUUGAUGAGGAGCAACAGCACUCACUCUCUACGCAAAUCCAGAAUCAUAUCUGCAGUCGCAAUUGGGGUUCUUAUUGGCUGCAUUUUCGCUUUCUUGUUCCCCAAUGGCUUCUUCGUCUCCGACACUGUUAUUAGCCCUAAUCGCAAUCUUCCUCUCGCGGGAUCCAGGACCCAGGAAAAUUCAGCUGGAUGUGAAUCCUCGGAUCGUGUCAACAUGUUGAAAUCAGAGUUUGUGGCGGUAUCAGAUAAAAAUGCUGAGCUGAAAAAACAGGUGAGGGAAUUGACUGAAAGGCUUCGGCUUGCAGAGCAAGGGAAAGACCAGGCUCAAAAGCAAUUCCUUACAUUAGGUAAACAGUAUAAAGCUGGACCUUUUGGUACUGUAAAGGGAUUAAGAACCAACCCUACUGUCGUUCCUGAUGAAUCUGUGAAUCCAAGAUUGGCAAAGAUAUUAGAGAAAGUUGCAAUUAAACGAGAGAUUAUAGUUGCUCUUGCAAACACCAAUGUGAAGGAGAUGCUGGAGCUCUGGUUUACCAAUAUCAAGAGAGUUGGCAUAACCAAUUAUCUGGUUGUUGCUUUAGACGAUGAGAUUGCAAAGUAUUGUGAAUCAAAUCAAGUUCCAGCGUAUAAAAGAGAUCAACAUGAUGGUGUUGAUGUCAUUGGAAGAACAGGGGGCAACCAUGCUGUCUCUGGUCUUAAAUUUCGUAUUCUAAGAGAAUUUUUGCAGUUGGGAUACAGUGUUCUUCUAUCAGAUGUUGACAUUGUAUAUUUGCAGAAUCCUUUCGAUCAUCUAUACCGGGAUUCAGACGUGGAGUCCAUGAGCGAUGGUCAUAAUAACAUGACAGCUUAUGGCUUUAAUGAUGUCUUCGAUGAACCUGCGAUGGGUUGGGCUCGAUAUGCUCAUACCAUGAGGAUAUGGGUUUUCAACUCUGGUUUCUUCUAUAUCAGACCAACAAUCCCUUCAAUUGAGCUUUUGGAUCGUGUGGCAACACGGCUUUCAAAGGAGAACGCGUGGGACCAGGCUGUUUUCAACGAGGAACUAUUCUACCCCUCACAUCCUGGUUAUGAUGGGCUUCAUGCUGCCAGAAGAACUAUGGAUAUGUAUCUCUUCAUGAACAGCAAGGUUCUGUUCAAGACAGUGAGGAAUGAUGCUAACCUGAGCAAAUUGAAGCCAGUAAUUAUUCAUGUGAAUUACCACCCUGAAAAGCUUCCCCGAAUGAAAGCAAUUGUUGAAUACUACAUUAAUGGGAAGCAGGAUGCUCUCAAACCUUUCCCUGAUGGCUCAGAAUGGUACCCUUGCUUCUGCAGCCGAUGCUAUAUUCUCUUGCUGUCUCAAUUGUUCAGAACAGUUUUACAGUAGAUUUUGUUAGUUACAAAGCAUAUGUGUAGGUCUAAAAUGACAGCAUUUUAUGAGCACAUUGAGUUAUGCUUUUUGCCCCAUUCUGAGAUGGUUCAGUUUUUCCUUCUUUUAUUCGUUUUUGGUGCUUGCUCUUGGUGGGGCAGACAGCGAUUUCUUCUGUAACAUUUGUUGUAUGCUAAUUUGAGGUUUUUGUUGUUUUUAUCUUUACCGACCCCAUUAUACACAUUGGAAAACAUAUACAUAUAUUUAGGCCUUGGAGACCUGUGUUA